This is a messenger RNA of Eremothecium gossypii ATCC 10895, 1233 nucleotides long. RefSeq names its product tRNA-5-taurinomethyluridine 2-sulfurtransferase (gene SLM3). Gene Ontology annotation, molecular function: sulfurtransferase activity. Gene Ontology annotation, biological process: tRNA wobble position uridine thiolation. The record is from RefSeq and is marked provisional. The transcript has a single exon. NCBI's taxonomy places the organism in Eukaryota, Fungi, Ascomycota, Saccharomycetes, Saccharomycetales, Saccharomycetaceae. Gene Ontology annotation, cellular component: mitochondrion. Bases 1 to 1233 code for a protein of 410 amino acids.
AUGUAUAAGAGUUUUAUUGACAUAUGCGCUCGGAGGCAAACGGCAGGCUACCGCCUGCCCCGUGUUCCGUCUACACAUGACAACAUAAUUGUGGCAAUGUCAGGCGGCGUGGACUCUUCAGUAUGUGCUGCUUUAUACGCUCACUUCCCAAAAGUCCGUGGGCUCUACAUGCAGAACUGGUCGCAGACGUCGGGCUCAGGGCCUGUAGAGGGUAAGGCCGAACCUUGUUACGAGCAAGAUUGGAAGGAUAUUGAGAAAGUGGGCGCGUACCUUAAUAUUCCCGUCGAGAGAGUCAAUUUCGAACGGGACUACUGGCUGGAUGUUUUCGAGCCUAUGUUACAACGGUAUCAACAGGGUUAUACUCCGAACCCAGAUAUUGGCUGCAACAGGUUUGUAAAGUUUGGAGCGUUGCGGGAGCACCUGGACAAGGAGUAUGGACGCGGCAACUACUGGCUGGUAACAGGCCACUAUGCGCGAAUCCUAUCCCCCCAGACUCGCAGAGAGACCCACCUGCUGCGGAGCCAUUAUGCGCCAAAGGACCAAAGUUACUACUUAUCCCAAGUCGGGCGGGAGGCCCUCGCGGACCUCUUAAUGCCCAUGGGAUUUCUAACAAAACCGGAAGUCCGACAAUGGGCCGCAGAAUUACACCUGCCCAACGCAACAAAGCCGGAUUCCCAGGGUAUCUGCUUCGUUAACAACAGCCAGCACGGUCGGUUCCAAAAUUUUUUGCAAGAAUACUUACCCAGCAGCGUUGGCCACAUUGUUACGGUGGAGGAGGAAAGUGGCACACGUCGCAUAUGGGGCCAGCACCGUGGCAUUUGGUCAUAUACCAUUGGACAGAGGGUCGGCAUAUCCCUUCCCCAAGGAGACCCCAAGUACCAGGGCGCCUGGUACGUGAGUCACAAGGACCCCAAGACAAAUACUAUAGAGAUCGUGAAAGGUAGAGACAACCGUGCCCUCUACAAGGACACUUUGUCGGUUUCCGAUUUUGAAUCUUUGGUGCCUCCCGAGGACUUGGCAAGUACUUUGGAGGCAGCCAUGACUAAUGGCGAGUUAUACAUGCAGUUCCGUUCCUUGCAGCAAGCCGUAAAAGUCACGAGGUUACAGCUUCAAGACAGUGGGUUUGAACUCCAGUUGGCUACCGCGCAGCGCGCGAUGGCUCCUGGCCAAUACUGCUGCCUCUACCACAAUGACCGAGUCCUCGGCAGUGGCACAGUUAGGGCUACUUUCUGA